AUGCGUCAACUGCUUCUUCUGGCGACUGGAACCGUUGACCCACGCAGUCUGUUUUUAAUUUUCGCGAAAGUAAAGAAAUCUUUAGGACUUAGAUCGGGACUAUAUGGAGGAUGGUCCAGUAAUUCCACGUUUUUCUUCCGUUAAGUACUGCCUUGUUUUUUGGGCUGUGUGCGA
Acanthoscelides obtectus is the source of this 174-nucleotide messenger RNA. NCBI's taxonomy places the organism in Eukaryota, Metazoa, Arthropoda, Insecta, Coleoptera, Chrysomelidae. The record is from the annotation of a GenBank genome assembly.